AUGUUGGAACGUAUAGAACGUACUCCGUUGCAUGCGGUGAUGGACUCCCUUACCAAGCCCCAACCACCAGCAAUUGAGGAAUAUUUAAGAUGUGAUUUCAACUCCCUUCAAAUUUGGGACAACGCAGAAGAAAACCUUCUGGCCCAGGUUCUCUACCUUCCCGACAAGCAUCUCAGUUACGCCUGUUACCUCUUGGUUGUUCCGCGGUUUUUUGAGGAGGUUCGCACUCACUUGCCCCGGUUCUUUGGGGAUAAGCUUUCAAGCACUAUCCAGUUUAUGCAAGCGUACGCUUCGGCUAGCCGCCACGCUACUACAGCCUUACGCUAUCACUUUUCGCAAACUAAGGAUAUCUCCAACCUUAGUAGGGAAGAUGCAAUUCGCUCUUUUCCUUAUCCUAUCUAUCCAGUUGAGAUGGGUGAUGAACUCUCCACGCAGCUCUCAAAGAACCCGAAUCUCAUACUCCAGGGAUUUUUGGGUAUGCAAACUCAGAUUCAGCAGGCUGUUGCGGAUCUAGGUAUCAACCUAGAGGACUACGGUAGAAAGGGCAAAGGCCCCACCCGCAACAAAGGCAAAGGCAAAGGAAAGCGCCCCGAAGGUAACAAAGGCUACCAGUCCGAUAUGUACCGCAACCAGGCAGAGGAAGAAGAGGAUACAGAUGAAGACUUUAAGCCCAAAGGUGGCAAAGGCUCCUGGCGCAGAGGCUCCAAUUACUGGGAUAGGCCCAGCUCCUCUAGGGACACUGGUAAAGGCUCCCGGCAGCAGUGGGACGACUAUCGCCGCCCAGCAAGCAGCAGGAUCGACUACGGAAGCCCUAAGGACCGGCCAGACAAGUGGUGGAAUGCGCGCGACUUCGAGGACUAUGACCCAGCUCAGGACUCCACACGUCGCCGCAGAGAAGACGAUCGCCAGCAGGAGGGUCGCCACACGCGUCAGCGUGGCCGAGGCUUGGAUGACCCUACGCUCUUUUUUCCUUGUGAGGAGUGUAUGGCUCUAGCUGGCUAUGCACAGCUCAUGCUGCCAAAGAUUUACCACUGGUAUGCAUUCACCAUUGGUCAGAUUUACAAUUG
Molecule: messenger RNA, 1067 nt
Organism: Symbiodinium necroappetens
Lineage: Eukaryota; Dinophyceae; Suessiales; Symbiodiniaceae
Source: the annotation of a GenBank genome assembly